AUGGCAAAACAAUUCUUUGCUAACGUGAAAUCGGUCCUAAGCGGCGACACUCUAGUGCUAACCAGCCAGAGCAAUCCGAACGCAGAACGCGUUUUCUCCCUAGCCUUCGUCACUGGCCCUCAUCUCAAGAGAGAUGGCGACGAUCCCUUUGCAUUCCAGUCUCGGGAUUACCUACGGAAGCUAGUUGUUGGAAAAGUGGUUCAAUGCUCCAUUCUCUAUACCAUCCCCACGUCUGGACGAGAUUACGGUGUUGCCCAGCUCAAGGAUGGAACCAAACUGCCGGAUGAAUUAGUCAAGGCGGGCUGGCUCAAGGUCAGAGAAGAUGCAGGCCGUAAAGAAGAAUCCGAAGAGGUUCUGGAACGACUUGAGACCCUUCGUUCUCUAGAAGCAGAAGCUAAGGCCGAGGGAAGGGGGCUUUGGGAAGGCAUCGGUGGAAUUAUCGAAGUCCAAAAUGAUAUAAGCGGCCUUGAUAUCAACGAAUGGAAGGGCAAAAGUAUUGAUGGAAUUGUCGAGCGCGUUCUAAGCGGCGAUCGCCUUCUUGUGCGCCUUAAGUUGUCAGACAAGAAGCACCUGCAAGUUAUGACGCUUAUUGCUGGUAUACGUGCACCCUCUACAGAAAGGGUCAACCAGUCGACUGGUCAGACUCAACCAGCAGAGGAGUUUGGAAACGAAGCGCGACAAUACGUCGAACAGAGACUUCUUCAACGUGAUGUCAAAGUUGAAAUCGCCGGCACUAGCCCUCAGGGACAGCUCAUCGCCUCUAUCUUGCACCCUCGCGGCAGUAUUGCGGAAUUCCUACUUGCCGACGGACUUGCAAGGUGCAAUGAUUUCCACUCUACCCUACUAGGUCCGAAUAUGGCUGCUUUGAGAGAGGCCGAGAAGAAGGCCCAGGCGGCCAAAUUACGCCUCCACAAAGACCACGUAGCCAAGGCUGAAGGUGGUGGCUCAUCCGAUAUGAUUGUCUCGAAGAUCCAAGGAGCGGACGCAAUCUUUGUCCGUGCCAAGAAUGGCGCCGAGAAACGAAUCAACCUUAGCAGUGUUCGCGGCCCAAGAGCUAACGAGCCCUCUGAAGCUCCUUUCAGAGAGGAAGCAAAGGAGUAUCUCCGAAAGAAGCUAAUUGGCAAGCACGUAAAAGUAUCUAUCGAUGGUCAUCGACCUGCCAGCGAUGACUUCGAAGCACGUGACGUAGCUACUGUGACUGAGAAGGGAAAGAAUAUCAAUCUUCAGCUAGUUCAGGAUGGAUGGUGCUCUGUGAUCCGACACCGCAAGGAUGACACUGAUAGAGCCCCGAACUACGACGAGUUGCUUGCAGCGCAGGAGAAGGCGAAAGAGGAGAAAAAGGGUAUGUGGUCUGGAAAACCUUCAAAAGCCAGGGCGUACGUCGAUGUUUCCGAGUCCGUGCAGAAGGCCAAGAUCCAGCUUUCAACUCUUUCGCGUCAGAAGAAGGUUCCCGCAAUAGUCGAUUUCUGCAAAGCCGGCUCGAGAUUCACCAUUCUUAUUCCUCGGGAGGGAGUUAAGCUUACCAUGGUACUUGCUGGUGUUCGCGCUCCCCGAGCACCUCGUUUACCUCAGGAGAAGGGCGAGCCUUUUGGACAAGAGGCACUGGAUCUUGCGAACCGUCGGUGCAACCAGCGUGACUGCGAAAUCGAUAUCCACGAUAUCGACAAAGUUGGCGGCUUCAUUGGCGAUCUUUACAUCAACCGUGAGAGCUUCGCUAAGGUUUUAGUCGAGGAGGGUCUUGCAUCCGUCCAUCAAUACUCGGCAGAGAAAUCUGGAAAUGCCACCGAGCUUUUAGCUGCUGAGAAGCGUGCAAAGGAAGGUCGUAAAGGCAUCUGGCGCGACUGGGAUCCGUCACAGGAUGAAGAUGCUGAGGAAGAGACCGCCAAUGUGGAAGCUUCUAACGAUGCCGUGCCCACGGAUAAGCAAGCUUCCGAUUACCGAGAGAUAGUCGUUACUAACAUUGAUGCAAAUGGGAGACUCAAGAUUCAGGAGGUUGGAAAGGGAACUUCUGCGCUAGAAGUUUUAAUGAGCGAGUUCAAGAAAUUCCACCUUGACUCUAAGAACAACAAGCCCCUUGCCAAUCCUCCCAAGACUGGCGAACUUGUCGCGGCUAAGUUCUCAGCUGACGGUCAAUGGUACCGUGCGCGAGUGCGGUCGAAUGACAGAACUGCCAAGGUUGCCGAAGUCGUUUACAUAGAUUAUGGUAACAGCGAAAAGAUCCCCUGGUCUAGUCUCCGAGCAUUAGACCAGCCGCAAUUCUCGACGCAGAAACUCAAGGCGCAAGCCACCGAUGCGGUCCUCUCAUUCAUCCAAUUACCUACCGCCCCCGAUUACUUCAACGAUGCGCUCAACUACAUCUUCGAGGUUACAGAGGGACGAAAGCUCGUUGCCAGCUUCGAUUUCGUGGAUACGAAGGAAGGAUUGAGUUACAUCACUCUAUUCGACGAGAAGAAGCCUAGCAGCACUUUUAUAGACUCCAUCAACAAGGAUGUCGUGGCGAACGGCCACGCGCUCGUACCGAAGAAGUUGAAGGCAUGGGAGCGCGGACGUACUUCGGAGGAAGUGCUGAAGAAGCUGCGCGAAGUUGAGUCCCAAGCUAAGGCUGACCGUUUGGGUAUGUGGGAGUACGGUGAUAUCACCGAAGACUAG
Molecule: messenger RNA, 2649 nt
Organism: Daldinia caldariorum
Lineage: Eukaryota; Fungi; Ascomycota; Sordariomycetes; Xylariales; Hypoxylaceae
Exons: 1
Coding region: 1-2649 (882 amino acids)
Biological process (GO): regulatory ncRNA-mediated gene silencing; mRNA catabolic process
Cellular component (GO): nucleus; cytosol; RISC complex
Molecular function (GO): nuclease activity; RNA binding
Source: RefSeq, a predicted model, not a curated record